Molecule: messenger RNA, 2084 nt
Organism: Malania oleifera
Lineage: Eukaryota; Viridiplantae; Streptophyta; Magnoliopsida; Santalales; Ximeniaceae
Product: delta(12)-fatty-acid desaturase FAD2-like
Exons: 2
Coding region: 677-1843 (388 amino acids)
Biological process (GO): lipid metabolic process
Molecular function (GO): oxidoreductase activity, acting on paired donors, with oxidation of a pair of donors resulting in the reduction of molecular oxygen to two molecules of water
Source: RefSeq, a predicted model, not a curated record
CUCAUUUUCGUGAGAAUUUAAGGAGAGAAGAAGAGUGAGAAAAUUUUAGUUGUGCAUAAAAUUUUCAUUUCUCUAUUCUUACCCAUCUCAUCUUUAUAGAGUUAUAAAUUUAGCAUGAUCAGUUCACAAGAUUAGAAUAAGGUAAGUAAUUUUAAUUAUAUUAAAUUUUUAUUAAAUUUUACUUGAAUUUAUUUUUACCUAUAUUUGAUUAUCACGUCAUUACAUCCCGCCCGUUUAUAAAUUGGGUCAACGUAGGUUCGAGUCGAGUUACGCCUUUAACCCGUUUACCAAUUUACAACCUUUCUGGACUCUGCCCGUGAACCUUUUUGCCACGCGUACUUACGCAGGCCCCUCUCCUCUUCGUAGUCUUCAAUGUGUGAUAGCCAUGGAGGGGCCGGCUAAAUCGGUCAAAAUGGCCGGCGCUGCACCAUGUACAGUGCUGCCUGCUGCGUGUCAGGCAUAAUUAUAUCCUUUACUCUUCCUCCGGAAGACCGGCGGGCCCCGCUGGACUCCGGAGCCCGCCUGGGUAAUUUGGGAAUUGCAAAAUCGUGGCUUUAAAAGGGGGAGGAAGGAGGACUGUAAAUCAGAGUAAAUCGCACUGGGGAGAAGCAGAGGAGAGAGGGGAUCCACGCAGAGCACAUCACCUCCAAUUGCCCUUUUGGGUUAGCCAGCAAAAAUGGGCGCCGACGGCCAAAUGUCCGGCCCUCCCAAGCCCCAGAACUCCGACGCCGGCUCCGACGUUUACCGGCGAGUGCCCCACUCAAAGCCGCCAUUCACGCUGAGCCAAAUCAAGAAGGCCAUCCCGCCGCACUGCUUCAAGCGCUCCCUCAUCCGCUCCUUCUCCUACGUCGUCUCUGACCUCGCCGUCCUCUGCCUCCUCGCCUACGUCUGCACUCACUACUUCCACCGCCUCCCCCGGGUAGCGGCCGCCCUCUCCUGGCCCGCCUUCUGGCUCCUCCAGGGCUUCGUCCUCGUCGGCUACUGGUGCCUGGCCCACGAGUGCGGUCACCACGCCUUCAGCGAGUACGAGUGGCUAGACGACGUCGUCGGCUUCGUCAUCCACUCCUCCAUCCUCGUCCCCUACUUCUCCUGGAAGCUCAGCCACCGCCUCCACCACGCCAACAUCGCCCUCCUCGAGAAGGACGAGUCCUUCGUCCCCAAGUUCAAAUCCGACAUCCCCUGGUACUACCGCCACUUCAACCACCCUCCGGGUCGGGUCCUGAUUGUCCUCGGGUCGGGUCUCGCCGGCUGGCCCCUCUACCUCGCGUGCAACAUCACCGGCCGGUCCUACGACCGGUUGGCCUGCCACUUCGACCCCUACAGCCCCAUGUACGCCGACCGCGAUCGCACCCUCAUCUUCCUCUCCGACGCCGGCGUCCUCGCCAGCGCGUACGCGUGGUGGCGCGUGGCGGAGGUGACGGGGUUCUCCUGGUUUUUUGCGGCGUUCGUGGCGCCGAUGCUGGUGAUGCACGCGACCGUCGUGCUGAUAAUUUACCUGCACCACACGCACCCGUCGCUGCCGCACUACAACUUGUCGGAGUGGGACUGGCUCCAGGGGGCGUUGUCGACGGUGGACAGAGACUAUGGAGUUCUGAACAAGGUAUUUCAUCACAUAGCGGACACGCACGUGCUCCACCACCUGUUGUCGUCGAUUCCGCAUUACCACGCUGAGGAGGCGACGAGGGCGAUCAAGCCGGUGCUCGGAGAGUACUACCAGUCCGACAGAACUCCGAUACAGAAGGCGCUGUGGAGGGAGGUGAGGGAGUGUAUCUACGUGGAGCCUGACGAGGGAUGUCCGAACAAGAAUGUUUUCUGGUUUAAUAAUAAGGUAGAUGGAAAGUGAGUGUGAAGAUUGCCUGAAAAUGCAUGGGGAUUGAGGUGGAGGUACGCAGGUUGAUUAGCGUGUUGUAAUUUUGGGCGAAGGAGACUCUGUAGUCUUGGGCUGUAAUCACUCUCUCUGCGCUUCGGUAUUUCUAGUAAUGCUCUCAAGUGGCUUGCUUAACUUCUCUGUACUUUCUUUUUGUUCCUUGAAUAAAUUCCUCUAUGAUUGCGCAAUAAAUAAAGCAAAUAAAAUUUUAAACAAA